Messenger RNA from Eremomyces bilateralis CBS 781.70, 798 nucleotides. RefSeq lists its product as uncharacterized. The transcript has a single exon. The record is from RefSeq and is a predicted model, not a curated record. Lineage: Eukaryota; Fungi; Ascomycota; Dothideomycetes; Eremomycetales; Eremomycetaceae. Bases 1 to 798 code for a protein of 265 amino acids.
AUGAGGCCUACUUGGUACAGCAUCGAUCUCCCCCACCCGGAAAACAUCCGCGAACGAUUUGGCGAAGGAGGAAUCCCAAUGUGCCAUCAAGAGGUCACGGAUCUCGCGAAUCAUGAGCGAUUGAUAACGGGCCGACUAAGCAUCGGAGGUCCCACUUCUGUGGCGAUGAGUUGCUAUGGUCGCUAUCAGAAAUACCUGGUAGAUAUCAAUGAUCCGGAUCAGCCACCAGAGGUGGGAUACAUUUCACUCAUUCGAACAAGAGAGCAUGCCACUGACAACACCAACCAGACACGCCCCAAGCGCCGCAAUCGCCGAGACAAGCAUCAUACUCCCAGUUCACAGGCUGCUCAAGCUGAACCAGAGGAGGACCACAAGAACCCUAUGGCGGAAAUGGACCCGCAGGUCAUGGCCGACAACCUCAAGAACCCAGCGGCCAAGCUUGCCCGAGUUAUUGAAAGGAUCGACAACGAAGAGGCAGCUAAGGCUAGUGGGGAGGCUUCCAAGGACAGCGCAGAGGUUCUCAACAGUGCGGAGAUUCUCAAGGACCUCGGUGCAGUGGUAGACAAGCAGGCUAUGCCAGACAAUGUGAAGAACCCAGCGGCAGAGCUUGCUCCAGUAAUCGAACGGAUUGACAGCAAAGAGGCUGCAAAGUCUAGCACAGAUGCUCCCAAAGGUAGUGGAGAGGCUCCCAAGGACAUCGGAAUGCCGGGCGUGCAGGGUGGUGCGGACAAGGUGCAGCUCCCGACUAUCAACGAAGAAGGCAUCAUGACUGGCAAGGAGAACGAGACGCCCAACUGA